AAGCAGCGCCGGAACCGCACAUGUCUAUAUGCCUUGUCGGUCUGCGCCGUGUGGGAAUUAUGGAAUGAUGACUGAGAAAGACAAAAUACUUUAAUGCCCCCUUGAAGUGCCCGACUCUCUUCUCAUAGCACUUUCUAGUCUGAUACGCAGUCUCUUUGAUAUAUCGAUUUACUGGGCGUGAACAAUAACUCUUUGACGUUCAUCACAGCAGGCAAAAACAUAAAACACUCCGCCAUGUUGGAUCAUAAGGCUAUUGUCCAUGGACUCUCACCAUACUCAACUUGCGACAUAUCAGAUGCUCUAUUGAAGCUCAAUCAGCCGUACGGCGGCUUCCUUCCAGGCAUACAGCUUUUCUCUCCCACCUACCUCGACGCAGAGACCAGAAUCGUCGGCCCAGCAUACACGGUCAAAUUUGUUCCAAAGUCAGACACCACAUCUCCAAAGCUCGAGACCCAUUACAUUGACACCAUACCCGCCUCCUCAAUCAUAUUCAUCUCCUCCCCACCCAAUGCCUUCAACGCCGUCUACGGAGGCCUCAUGUCGACCCGCGCCGUCUAUUCCCGCGCCGCUGGCACCGUCAUUGACGGCUGUUUGCGCGACCUACCUGCGCACCAAGCCCUCAAGUACCCUGUCUUCGCACGCUCCGUUGUCACGCCCGCCUACUACGAGGUCGCAAGGCCCAGCGCGGUCAAUGAACCACUCGUGUUUACGUAUCCUCCUGGUGUGAAGGGCGUAAACGGGCCUACUGCAACGUGCAUCGACGCAGGCGAUUGGAUCGUGGGUGAUGCAAACGGUGUUGUGUAUAUACCCAAAGGGAUGGUGCAGAAGGUAUUGGAGAUGCUGCCAAUUCAGGUCGAGGCGGAUGAGAAGAUGGACGUGGAGCUUGCAAAGGGUAUGAGCUUCGAGGAGGCGAGGAAGAAGUUUAGGGGCUGA
Pseudovirgaria hyperparasitica is the source of this 933-nucleotide messenger RNA. RefSeq names its product RraA-like protein. The transcript has 4 exons. The record is from RefSeq and is a predicted model, not a curated record. Bases 235 to 933 code for a protein of 232 amino acids. Lineage: Eukaryota; Fungi; Ascomycota; Dothideomycetes; Acrospermales; Acrospermaceae.